UUUCAGUUGAAGGAACGGAACAGAGGAAUCCAGUAGAAACCGUUUGAGGAGCACUUUGUCCGGCAAAAACUGGAUUUCAGUGAUCUCCUUGGAGCCUCCUGGGGUGACCUCGCUAGCACCACCACUACCCUCCCGGCUUCUUCAGGCUGCUGCCAGCGCAAAAGAUCAGGAGAAGGAACCCCACCAUGCUUCUCUACAGGGGAAUUAGCUGCAUCCUUUCCUGCAUCAGUUUUGUGCUUCUCUUGGUUGCUCAAGUAUCCUCUGGGUGGGCAGUGCACGAAACAGAUAUUCUGGAAGCCUCAUACACUGGUUUAUGGACCACCUGCACAGAAGACGGCUGCAGUUUCUUGGCCAUCAGAGAAAGUACUGUAUGCCUGGGUUGGGCUGGGUGAGGUUGGGUUCAACAGACAUUGCUGCUGCUGUUUCCCUCGGGCUUUGAAUUCCUCUUUCCACAUGCACACAUACUAUGGGUGCUGCUACUAGUGACUUGUGACAGAAAAAAAAAAGAUGGCUUCCCUCAUAGAUACAGCUAAAAAUGUUUUCGUUAUUUGUUUUAAAGAACAAACAAACAAACAAACAAACAAACAAACAGAAAAGGAAAACCCAGAAGGCUCUUAGGCUGACUCUAUGGGUUUUAUAGUUGCCUGGGGUUUUUUGUACAGAUUUUUUAGGAUAUUAUUAUUAUUAUUAUUAUUAUUAUUAUUAUUCCGCUUUAUAUUUUUCAGAAAAAUCUCAAAGUGGUUUACAGCAUAUUAAACAUCAAUAAAACAAUGCAGAAUCAAACAUUUCUGAAGGAAAUUCUGCCAUUCAACAGAAUGGGCUGGCCAGUCUAUUCAUGUUCAAAGCACAUAAACUGGAUUAAGAUCAUUCCCUAUACAUCCCUGACUGGAUCCUGCCCAUGUUUAUUCUGACUAACUGAUAUGAUCGACAUUUGCUAUUAUUAUACAAUCACGAAGGUGCAUUUAUUGCAGAAAGUGCUUUACUAUGUCAUUUCAAAUCACUGUUGCCAUUAUUAUUCCACUAUUCAUUUUUCUCUACAACCAUAGCAGCUGAACGAGUGCAGCUCUGCGAGGGGAAUAAGGGCUCCAAACAACUUCCAACACCCUUCCAACUACAGCUCCCAGAAAUCUGAGCGGGGGGUGGGGAGAGAAGCCAUGACUGUUUAAAGUGUUUUCAUUGUACUUUAAAAGUAUGGCGUGAAUGUGGCCCUAUAUUUUAAUUGUCGCAACCUAACAUUGUGGCUGUGGUUAAACCACAGAGCCUAGAACUUGCCAAUCAGAAGGUCGGUGGUUCAAAUCCCCGGGGUGAGCUUCUGUUGCUCGGUCCCUGCUCCUGCCAACCUAGCAGUUCGAAAGCACGUCAAAGUGCAAGUAGAUAAGGUAAGGUAAACAGUGUUUCUGUGCGCUGCUCUGGUUCACCAGAAGCGGCUUAGUCAUGCUGGCCACAUGACCUGGAAGCUGUACGCCGGCUCCCUCGGCCAGUAAAGCGAGAUGAGCGCCGCAACCCCAGAGUCUGCCAUGACUGGACCUAAUGGUCAGGGGUCCCUUUACCUUUAACAUUGUGGCACACUCUUGAGUCCCUCCUGCAAAAACACUGAUAAUCUUGAGGCACCCAUAAAUUUCAUAUCCUUUUAUUCCCAGUCACAGAAUUUGGAUUGCAGAAAGGAGAGACUUUCUCUGUGUUUCCUGAGUGCCAUCGUUCGGGUGGGGAAGAGCUACCUGGGACUACCCUCAGCUAUUUUUACAAGUCUCUUAUUCCACUUUAGUGAAACUGGACGUCGUCCGGAGCUUUAUGCUCGUGGCUCUCUUUUUUUCCUUUCUGGCCAUACUGUGCUCUGUGGAAUCAAAGUACUGGAUGAACUGCACCGAGGACUUUUUCAUGGAUGGCCCUGUUGCGGGUGUCUUCAGCUUGGCCUCAGGUACCAAUUUGGAGAUGAAUCAUUUGUGUCCAACUGGGAUGUAGCUGCUUUGGGGACAAAAGCAAGGAAACUGGCAGGGAGCAGGGGGAGUACAAGUACUCGAGAACUGCCUUCCGAAAACAGGACAUUUGUUUGUCUGUUUAUAGCAUUUGUGCCUGUCUUUCAGCCAAAAAAUUUCUCAAGGGUGGCUUACAAACACCAGUUCUACGAUGGCCGGUUCCCUCAGACACUUGAUCUAAAAAGACACAACACAUGAGGAAAUGGGGAAUGGGAGGGAGAAGGCAAAAGCAAACUGCUAAAUGCCAUAACUGCUAGCUCCUAGGGGCCGAGGCUGUUUCGGCCCCCUCACCCAUUUAUUAUUAUUAUUAUUAUUAUUAUUAUUAUUAUUAUUCCCUGCCUCUCAGUCGAACCUACCACAUGGGGUUGUUGUGAAGAGUAUAUGAGGAGAGGGAGGACCAUGUAUUCCAUCUUGAGCUCCUUGGAGGAAAAUGGUGGGAUAGAGAUGCAAUAAAUGAAUACAUAAAUGCUAACCUGCCAUCCUGGGCUCCGUUAGAAGGAAGGGAGGGGUAUAAAUUGGAUAGCUAAAUAAAGAACCGCAGCACACCAGGGAGAAGAGUGUGUGAAGACCAUCCAUUCACCACGAGCACCGUUGCAUUUGCAGGACUAACCAAACAUUUGGAUGGACCUUAAUCCACUGUUUCUUGUAGGGAUCUGUGUGCUGGUCGCUGUGGCGGUAUUUGAUAACUCCGUCCGCGAGACAACAGAGCCUGAACUGCAGGACCUUUCUGCUAAAUGGGCUUAUUUCCUAAGCUGUGUUGUCUGCGCCCUUUGCUUGGGGACAGGUAAAUGCAAAGGCUAUAAUGUCUAUAAUGGCCUAUAGCCAAUUACACUUUAGAGUAGACCCAUUGAAAUUAAUGGCCUUACAUUAGCCAUGUUAAUUUAUUCCAGUGGGUCUGCUCUAAGAAGAACUGGCCACAAUUCAUAUAGAGAUAGAGGUUCCAACUUUCUCCCUAAGAUCUCAGGUUGGGUUACAACCAUUAAAACACAGUAUUGAAAACAGUUUUAAAAACAACAAAAAAAUCACAAUUGGAGAAAGCAGGUGGGUCCUAAAAAUAAGGUCCAUGUAGUGAAGGUGGCCAGAUGCACUUCGGUGGGGAAGGAUAGCCACAGAGAAGGCCCUUUCCCAGUCACCGCCCCCUGCGAAUCUGAGGGUUAACUCUGCCAGUCUUAGUAUCUGAGAGGAUCUGGAGGGACAGAGGUGGUCUUUCAGGUAUCUGAAAGGAGACAUUCAGAGUAGCCAGUUCUCAUUUUUUGACUCAGAGUUUCAGCAUCUUGGGAGGGGCUUGUCAUGCUGAAAAGUCAGAAACAAGGGAGGCUCCCCCUCUCUCAUUGACUAUGGAAUUUGCUCUGACAAAACAUAGGGAUGGCCACAAACCUAGACGGCUUUAAAGUAGGAUCAGACCAAUUGAUGGAGGAAAUGUCUAUCAGUGGUGGUUAGUCACAAUAGCUAUGUUGUAUCACCACUGUAUGCCUCUGAAUGCUGGUUGCUGGGAAUCACAAAUGCGGGGGAAGAACUUUUGAGCUCAGGUCCUGCUUACAGGAUUCCCAAAGGCAUCUGGUCAGCCACUGGGAGAACAAGGUGCUGGACUAGAUGGUAGAAGGAACUUACGCAAAUGCCUUAUAUUAGGGGAAAUGGCCUAGUCAAACCUGCAUAGAACAAUGCGUUACCUUGCAAGAAAACUGUACUAAAAUGCAAAGUGGGUUUUCAGAAGGAGAAAUUCUCUUUCUUUUCGAAAAUUUCAAACUGCUGCGAAAUGUGAAUAACCAAAUUUAUGACUGGAAAACAAGAAACCGAGAGAACUGAAAUUGAUAGGCCUUCCACACCUCAAGCCCUGAGGCUUUUUCUGGUGCCUGCAGGGUCCCACCCCCUGCCCUUCCCUCUGCUGAAAGAAAAGUGGAGAUGCUUAAGGAUAUGCAAAUAUGUUUCGGUGGCAGAACUGCAUUUCAAAAUUUGGAUACGUGCGAAUUUUGGAGGGUGGUGGUGUUUGGGUUAGCAUACUGCUAUAGAAAGUGUGAAUUUGAUAGAUUUUUACUUUAAAUACAGUGGUACCUUGGUUCUCAAAUGACUUGGUACUGAAACAAAUUGAAACUCAAACACUGCAAACCUGGAAGUUAGUGUUCCAGCUUGUGAACUAUUUUCAGAAGCCAAACGUGCUCCAUUUUGAGUGUUACACUUCCAAUUUGAGUGCCACACUUCCGUUUUGAGUGUUAACGUUGUGGUCUGUCUGUUUUUGCUAUUUAUUUUGCUUUUUUGUUUUUGCGGCUCUUUGUUUUUGUGACUGUGUGGAACCCAGUUUAGCUACGGAUUGAUUGAUUGAUUGAUUGAUUGUGUGACUGCAGUACAUUGUUUAUUGCUUUCUUUUUAUGGAUCAAUGGUCUCAUUAGAUAGCAAAAUUCAUGUUAAACUGCUGUUUUGGGGGUUGUUUUUAAGAGUCUGGAACUGAUUAAUCCAUUUUGCAUUACUUUCUAUGGGAAAGCGUGCCUUGGUUUUGGAACACUUUGGUUUUGGAAUGGACUUUCGGAACAGAUUAAGUUUGAGAACCAAGAUACCACUGUAUGUACUGAACCAUAUUUCUCCUCCCCCCUUCCUGAGAGUCCAUGUGUGUCCACAGGCACCAUGCUGACAACCCAUGCCAAUGCCCACUCAUCUCUGUACCUCUCUCUUUCUCUCCCAGGGAUAUUCAGCCUGGUGCUGUACCAGCUCUCCCUCUGGAAACCAACAGCUUAUUCCUCACAGGUGGCUCCCAAAGGGUAAUCAGACACCAAAGGCCAAAAGUCUAGAAGGAAGAUAGCAUUGUAUGCUUCCCCCAUUUUUGAAGUGGCACUGGAUCCUUGGAAUCUACAUUGACCAUGUGCAUUUUUAAAUGGAGAUGUCCACAACCGGGCCACAAGAUUCACUGUUUGCAUCGGAUAUCAUCCUGCCAGCACACCUUCAAGUACAUACCCACUGGACUUAGUGAGAUCUUUGAACCUUGAACCUUAGUGAGAAUCUUUGAACAACCCACAUGCAGCUUACUGCGUUUCAGCAGCACUGAAGAAGAAACGACCCUUUCCCAGGUCUCUUCUUCAUUGCAUCCCAUUUGAUGGGUAUUUAGACAAUUUUUUUCUUCCUUUCUUUUCUUCCUGCUUGAAUGCCUUGUCCUGCUAUUAAAUCAUUGGUUUGUAUGGAAGAUUGAUAGCCCUCUCCACCUCCUUGAUCAAACGAAGGCCAAAGCAACAAGUUACAGAUGAUCAUGUGACGACACAGGGAUUGGUUAGCUGUGAUUCCUGCAUCGCAGGGGAGUUGGACUCGGUUGACUCUACAAUUCUAUUAUUCUGAUAGCAGUUCAAAGCAAAUAGCUCAUUCCUUGGUGGUGGAGCUGCCAUUACGAAAGAAUGCUAUGGGUGAAGAUACUGUUCAUUGCAGGGAUGGGGGAUCUGGUGCCCUCUGAAUGUUGCUGGACUCCAACGCCCGUCCUUACCAUUCUCAAGAGCAGCACUCUGUUGUGUAGGGGGCACACAGAGAAGACCACACAGCACAAGGGGGGUGAGAAUCUAUGAAUUUUGGUUCCCCUCAGCUUCUCAUUUUUGCCAUCUUAAAUUCAGUUCACAUUUCCACAGCAAUUUGUGAUAAUAA
Molecule: messenger RNA, 5594 nt
Organism: Podarcis lilfordi (Lilford's wall lizard)
Lineage: Eukaryota; Metazoa; Chordata; Lepidosauria; Squamata; Lacertidae
Source: the annotation of a GenBank genome assembly